Molecule: messenger RNA, 1239 nt
Organism: Ylistrum balloti
Lineage: Eukaryota; Metazoa; Mollusca; Bivalvia; Pectinida; Pectinidae
Product: potassium channel subfamily K member 12-like
Exons: 2
Coding region: 1-1239 (412 amino acids)
Biological process (GO): potassium ion transmembrane transport; stabilization of membrane potential
Cellular component (GO): membrane
Molecular function (GO): potassium ion leak channel activity
Source: RefSeq, a predicted model, not a curated record
AUGGUGCUCCUUUCUGGAAGCAUGGCGCGAUCUGGUCACCGGGGGUGUUGCUAUGUUCUUCACCUCCGGGAGGAUAACGCCAGAUUUAUUCUGCUGUUCAUUGUUUUGGGGAUCUAUAUGAUCACUGGAGCUGUAGUGUUUAUGAUUCUAGAGCAGGAUAACGAAGUGCUGGAGAAACAAGUAUACCUGGAUAGGUUAGACACGUUUCUCAGAGCUUACCCGUCCAUCAACAGGACAGAUUUCGACGCCAUUCUACAGAUUCAUGCGGAAGCAGAUUCCGCAGGGUUUGCUGGUACCAAACGACCACGAUGGGAUUUCCCGGGCUCAUUUUAUUUCGUUGGAACAGUCGUAUCUACAAUAGGUUUUGGAAUGACGACUCCGCGAACUAUUGCUGGCAAAAUAGUUCUUAUUUUCUACGGCUUCUUCGGGUGUGCUGGAACCAUUCUCUUUUUCAACCUGUUUCUGGAACGAAUCAUUACCUUUCUCGCCUAUAUCCUCCGAUCCAUCCACGAGAGAGAGUUAAAACGGAAAGGACUGACGAACGGGUCACAUGACUCCAGACGUGGUUCUCAAGUAUCCGACGACGACCGAUUGGACACUUGGAAACCCUCAGUAUACUGGGUAAUGUUGAUAUUAUUCUUGGGGGCAGUCAUAGUAGCUUGUUGUGCCUCCGCGAUGUACCACCCAGUGGAAGACUGGACAUAUUUUGAAGCCAUUUAUUUUUGUUUUGUGACAUUUGCAACGAUAGGGUUUGGUGAUUAUGUUGUUAGUCAAAAAGAGAGUUAUCCUAAUGUUCAUCUUUACCGGUUCGGAAACUUUAUAUUUAUAGUAAUAGGCUGUUGUUGUAUAUACAGUCUGUUUAACGUGGCAUCCAUCGUUAUUAAACAACUCCUUAACUGGAUUAUCAAAAAGCUUAACUGCAGGUGCCGAAGGAGGAAAAAGUCGAAAGGUCGGCGAAACGCCAUUACGCCGGGGCACAUUCACAGGGGAUCCAAAAUGAACAAAUCCAAGGCAGUAACCGUUGAGUGUGAUAGUGACUCGGACGGUCGGCGAAAUUCGGACGAAAUGAUUUCCAUGAGGGAUUUCCUUCAAGCAAAUAAAAUAUCUCUCGCCAUGAUGCAGAAGCAGCUGUGGGAAACAUCACAAAGAGGAAUGAACUCCUCCAAUGGAAGUGGUUUCCAAGGUCCAGUUGGACCGUUGGCGAUUCUCAACAGAAAGCUAGGCCAGGAAGAAGUGUGA